Dovyalis caffra is the source of this 252-nucleotide messenger RNA. The record is from the annotation of a GenBank genome assembly. NCBI's taxonomy places the organism in Eukaryota, Viridiplantae, Streptophyta, Magnoliopsida, Malpighiales, Salicaceae.
AUGUCAAGGAUGAAAAUCGAUCGCAAGCCUCCACUUCCUAAAUCCCUCAUCAGAAUGCAACAUCACAUCACACAAAUUACUCCUGGUUCUUUGACUAAAUCCCAGAAAACAAAUCGAAAAUGGGAUAUGGAAGAAUCUGAUCUCCUCCCUGAAUGCCAGUUGAUAUCCUGCGAAUUACGUGCUCUGCCAAGGAUGGUUCGCAAUGAGAUUGGAAAUGGGAGUCAAUUAAUGGUGGGAUUGGUAAACAUUUGA